Molecule: messenger RNA, 1849 nt
Organism: Hyposmocoma kahamanoa
Lineage: Eukaryota; Metazoa; Arthropoda; Insecta; Lepidoptera; Cosmopterigidae
Exons: 5
Coding region: 49-918 (289 amino acids)
Biological process (GO): regulation of DNA-templated transcription
Molecular function (GO): DNA-binding transcription factor activity; DNA binding
Source: RefSeq, a predicted model, not a curated record
AAUAAAAUUGAAAUAAUCCACAUAAAAACAACUUUACAAAUAUGAAGAAUGGACGAUAAUGGGAAACAGGCUUCGUCCUAUCAGUUGGACCAGGAAAUUCUGGAUGCCCGAGGCAUCAACAUGACGGUUGAUGAAGUAGCCGGGCUGACCACUGUCAAGUAUGCGGAGAGAGUACAGCAGCUGCACCUUACGGAGGAUGACCUUGCCUUCCUGAAAGGAUUGAGAAGAAGGAUUAAGAAUCGGCUUGCAUCGCAAAACAGCCGCCGCCGCAGUAUGGAGCAUCUCCGUCGCCUUGCGCGUGAGUUGCGCGCGCUGCGAGCGUGCCGCGACGACGCCACCGCCGAGCGGCGAUCCCUGACGCUUCAGAGAGACGCGUUGAGGGACACAUGCACCGCUUUGAGGCAGUACAUUGCACAGUCGCUCGAAGAACGCUGUGACACCACAGAAAUACCAUCACUAGACCUCGCUCGAAUCACAGAAUCUCCGACAAAAGAGAAUCCAAAAAAGACAGAGACACCAGUUCUAUCAGAUUGCCUUACCAACAAGUUAGACAGGGACAAACAUAUGUUCGAGUGUCGCAUCGACAGAAUCGUACAAAACUCCGUUAAUCACAUCUACAGGAGUGAGAGAGACAAGAAGAUAUUCGCCAAGACCGUCUUCAUAAGUGAACGAACGAAUGAACGAAAUUCAAAUGUCAAAGUCAUAGAGAGUAAAACGGUUAUACAGAGUAUAAAUUCUACAAAUGUGAAUAACGAGAAGUGUAUGGGAAUGAAUGGCAAUGAUGAAGUUUUGAAUUUGUCAGUCAACAAGAGAAAGAGUCAUGGGAGGAAGCAGUCAGCUCCAAGGAGGAUUGCUUACGCUUGCAUGGAGAGUGAUGAUGGUGUAUUGGAUCUGAAAGUGAAGACAGAGCCUCAGUGACAUCAGCGAAGACAGCUCACGACUUAGGCCUUGAAGCCUGUGGUAGCGGUUUUAUGGUUUACUUGGGCCCGGAAUAACGUCAGUCGUGGCUUAAAAUUACGUAAAUUAUGGCCCAAAGUGAAGUUUAAUUAUGGCCCAAAGUCAAGUUAAUUAUGCCCCGCAGUCAAGUUAUUUAUGGCCCAAAGUCAAGACAUCGUUAUUUGUUAUACAAGGCUGCAAAGUUGUUGUUUGACGCGAGUACUUGUAUUAAAUCCUGAACAUAGCGAGGGAUUUAAGCCACGAGACGCAAAACAACUUAGCUGCCGAGUGAAACUCACAACUUCACCACACUUUAGCGAGGAAAAUGGAAAAGGAAAAAGGAAAAACCGGUGAACUAUAACAAAUCAGUUUUAAUAAACAAAAUUAGUUAUCGUUGUCAAUUUAAUGUCAACAAUAAUAAGAAUAAACUAUGCCUGCGUAUUUAUAUUACAUAAAUAAUGUGGGACAAAUCGCGUAGUUCAACGUGUCAUGUUUUUUGUCAUCUAAAGAAAAAGUUAGGUGCACCACAGGCCAUCGUCGAGUUCGAAUCUAACUAUUCGAAUCUAAUUCCACGUUAGCAUGGAAAAACCUUUUCCAUGCUAACGUGGAAAAAACGCUUUUGCGCGCAAAUUUUUAAUGAGAAAGAAAGCCUUUCCGUGCAAAAGUAUUUUGCGAUCUGAAACGUUAUACACGAGGUGAACUUAGUCUCGGCCCAAAAAAAUCUGCGCUAGAAAAUACGUAAAUUGUGACCAGAAAUUAGUAGAGACUGCUACCGCACGCUGAAUGUCUUUAUAUAAGUGUUGUAACUCUAGGGUGGUAUUUUAUCACUGUACGAUGUUUUUGUAAUGGUUUUGUUUUAAAUACUUCAAAAUCUAUAUACAGUGCUUCUAUUUUCUCAAUAUCUCUCGGCAAU